Tripterygium wilfordii is the source of this 2161-nucleotide messenger RNA. Its product is annotated as aminotransferase ALD1, chloroplastic. The coding region runs from base 740 to 1888 and encodes 382 amino acids. Gene Ontology annotation, biological process: systemic acquired resistance, salicylic acid mediated signaling pathway; L-pipecolic acid biosynthetic process. The record is from RefSeq and is a predicted model, not a curated record. Gene Ontology annotation, cellular component: chloroplast. NCBI's taxonomy places the organism in Eukaryota, Viridiplantae, Streptophyta, Magnoliopsida, Celastrales, Celastraceae. Gene Ontology annotation, molecular function: pyridoxal phosphate binding; L-lysine:pyruvate alpha-transaminase activity. The transcript has 12 exons.
UAUCUGAUAAAAUUCAAAUUUAACAUGCAAAUAUAUGUGAUCAUGAUCUAAAGUCUAAACCGAAGCAAGGCAACUGAUGAUGUAUAAUGAAGCGACAAGCGCAUUCAUGGCUCUUGAGCGUAAACCCUAGUGAAGUUUAACCACCAGAAAAUGCCUUUCUAGAACUCGAUCAGGUGUGGACUGCUGCGAGAUGGAAUGGAGAACAGGAGUAGAUAUGAUGUACUUGUUUUUCCUGCCAAACUUGGUUCUUCUUUAAGACAAUUCAUGGAGAACCAUUUGUUGACUGAGCGACGGUUGCCAAACGAGUAUUUUUGUUGACUAACGAGAAAGCUCGACCAUUUUUUAGAACCUUUUGUAUUAACUGAAGUCAAGACGAUCACUCAAAGAAUAUAUCCUAAAAGGAAGAAAUUAGGUGGAUUUGUGGAAAUCAGAGUUGUUGUGUAACUCAAAACAAAGACAUGAAAGUGAUGAAUCAUUCCAACAACUAUGAUCAAGUGGUAAAGCUCCAGGUACUGUAUUCACGUUGGAAAAUAUAAUCCAGAAUCCCAAUCUCUCAUGCCUUUUAUUUUCCUACAUGCAUAAGUAAUUUUGUGCCCCCUACUCAUUGGAUUGUGCUACUGUUUACUGAUCUAGACAAAAUUCGAAGCACCAAAAGGAGGGAAUUGUUUCUUUGACGAAGGUACCCCGCAAUGUCAACUUGGAGAAGUUGCACAGUGGCUAUUUAUUUCCUGAGAUCUCGAUGCAUGAGAUUCGACACAUGGAGAAGUACCCAGGUGCAAAAGUGAUAAGCCUUGGAAUUGGUGAUACUACACAGCCUAUACCAGACAUGGUAGCAUUGAGCAUGGCUGAUUUUGCUCAUGCCCUUGCAACAGCUGAAGGUUAUAGAGGAUAUGGAGCUGAGCAAGGCAAUGAGGCAUUAAGGAAAUCAAUUGCACAGAAUUUCUACAAAGACCUACCUGUAAAAUACACAGAAGUUUUUGUAUCAGAUGGUUCGCAGUGUGACAUUACUCGCCUUCAGUUGCUUCUGGGGUCAAAUGUGACGAUAGCGGUACAGGAUCCAUCCUUUCCGGCUUACAUAGACUCAAGUGUCAUAUUAGGGCAGGCUGGUGAUUUGGAAGACCAAACUGGGAUGUAUCAGGAUAUUGAAUAUAUGAAAUGUGGGCCACAAAAUAACUUCUUUCCCGAGUUAAAAGAAACUUCAAGAACAGAUAUCAUCUUCUUUUGCUCUCCAAAUAAUCCCACAGGCCAUGCAGCGACAAGGCAGCAAUUAGAGCAAGUUGUGAAGUUUGCAAAGAAGAAUGGAUCGAUCAUAAUUUUUGAUUCUGCUUAUGCUGCUUAUAUCACAGAUGAUUCUGCACGAUCAAUUUUUGAAAUUCCUGGUGCCAGAGAGGUUGCAAUCGAAAUAUCAUCUUUCUCAAAAUUUGCUGGUUUUACUGGAGUUCGUCUUGGUUGGACGGUAAUACCUGAAGAACUCCAAUUUUCAAAUGGAUUUCCUGUCAUAAAAGACUUCAAUCGUAUUGUCUGCACUUGCUUUAAUGGUGCUUCGAAUAUAGCUCAGGCUGGUGGACUAGCAUGUCUCUCCUCAGAAGGCUUAAUGGCUGUGCGUGCCACUGUUGAUUACUACAAGGAGAAUGCAAAAAUAUUGGCCGACACAUUUGCUUCUCUUGGCCUAAAAGCUUAUGGUGGUAAAAAUGCUCCUUAUCUCUGGGUGCACUUUCCUGGUUUCGAUUCUUGGGAAGUAUUUGCUCAGAUUCUUGAGAACACUCAUAUUAUAACUGUGCCAGGCUGUGGAUUUGGUCCGGGUGGGGAAGAGUAUAUUAGAGUCAGUGCGUUUGGACACCGGGAAAGUAUAGUAGAAGCCUCGAGGAGGCUGAAAAAAUUUCUUUAAGGUGAAGGGAACAUUGUUCAUUCCUAUGGCUUAUCCAUCUUAAAACAAAAAACAAGGCGCGACCGCAGUUUUAAGAGAUUUUCAUCUAAAUGUUGCUGCCAUGUAGAACAAGGUUAUGCUAUGUGAGGCUAUAGUAGGCUUCUAAAUAACAUUAAACUGGUUUAAGGUUGGCGUGCAAUGCCUUUGUUUUGUUUUCUGAAACAAGUAUUGUUUGUGUAUGUAAGAAACACACACUUAUCGCGCGAGCACGCACACUAUCAUUAUUAUAUUCUC